AUGCUGUCUGCCCAAUCCCACACUAAAGUCAUUGACUUCGGUACCAUCGACACCUCCAGCGCGAAAGCUGAUAAACACAAAGAUAUGGAUUAUGAGAAGGAUGCAAUCUCCAAUUAUGGUAAUGGGAGAUCUUUCUUUUCAAUGUGGCCCCUAAAGAUGUUAUUUGGAACAAGGGAGCAAUCAGGCAGUCGGGCAUCUGAUCAAUCAUGUGGGAAUAUAGUCGAUUCACCAUUGGAUGAAGUCAUUGCUAUGAAGAGACUGCAGGGUGAUGCCAGUGCAGACAAUGGUACAGACGACUUCAUCGACAUUCAAGUUCGUAAGCUUUCAUAUGCUGAGGUCGCAUCUUUGAGAGCUUCCAACAAAGAAUGUAGGUGCAGAGUUGUGGACCAGGAUAAGGAACUAGAGAAAUCUGUUACUGACAUGGAAUUGACCAACGCUUUUAAGAGACAAAAAAGGUUUGAUCCAGAGGCUACUCGAAAACAAAUCGAUGAUCAAGUUAUUAUCGAUGAUGAUGAUCAUGAUGAUGAUGGUUUCGACUAUUUAUCGCAAAAGAAGCUGCCUAAGAGGUUUAAGCGUCGUCAUAGCAGCAAAGAAAAGCGCUAG
This is a messenger RNA of Brettanomyces nanus, 603 nucleotides long. RefSeq lists its product as uncharacterized. The transcript has a single exon. The coding region runs from base 1 to 603 and encodes 200 amino acids. Lineage: Eukaryota; Fungi; Ascomycota; Pichiomycetes; Pichiales; Pichiaceae. The record is from RefSeq and is a predicted model, not a curated record.